AUGAGUUGGAUCGCCGAGACCGCCGCGGCCCUGACUCGCAUCUACGUCCUCUUCGUCGAACUCGACUACGUCCGCGCCAGCGAUCUGCGCAUGGCACCUCACUCUGCUCAAGAACUCGACGUCGAUCGAUGCCGCCACCUGGGCUUGAGCGAGGCUGCCAUCGUCUUCCUCAAGCAGAUCCCAUGGGCGGCGGCCGGCUCGGGCGAUCUGAUCAAGAACUCUGAGAUGAUCGACUUCUCCGAAGCCUACAGCCUCGCCGCGGCCCAACGUCCUACCAUUACCGGAAACUCUGUCCUAGUAGAGCAUGGUGCGCGCACACGGUUGGAUCCAUCAAUGUUGUCCUUGACCUUCUGUGGAGACCAGGGCCAUGCUUUGGUUGUCGACACCGUCCGAGGCAGUAUUCGCAAAUGGGACGGCACCGGCGACGUGAUGGCCUCGCAAGAGUAUCCUGCACGCAGUUUCUUGGACGACAUCUACGCCAGCUAUCUCAGCCUCGCCGAGAUCCCCUACGAGCUUGAAAUCCUGCAGCCCACCAUCGACCCGGUCUACAGUGUCCCUGCAGCGGACGGAUCGCCGCGAUGGGUAGUCAACACCAAGUAUGUCUUGGUCAAGGCGGCAGCGACGGAGCAUGGAUGGCCACACAACUUCUCCAAGGCGGAUUUCAAGCGCAAGGCGGCCAGAUAUCUCUACGUCAUGGAGGGAGAUGAUGAUGAUCAUGGUUCUCUGGACGAGCAAUAG
Messenger RNA from Capronia epimyces CBS 606.96, 738 nucleotides. RefSeq lists its product as uncharacterized. Bases 1 to 738 code for a protein of 245 amino acids. The record is from RefSeq and is a predicted model, not a curated record. NCBI's taxonomy places the organism in Eukaryota, Fungi, Ascomycota, Eurotiomycetes, Chaetothyriales, Herpotrichiellaceae. The transcript is spliced from 3 exons.